CCGGCGGCCGCGUGGAGGGCGGGACGCGCUGCUCCCGAGGUGGCUCCGGCCUCCGGGCGCCCGCGCCGGGCUCGCACCCCUUCCCUGCCGCCCGGCGCCUCGGCUGCACCCGGUUGCCCCAGGCUCGGGGCUUAGUGAGCAGGCACGAGCCCCUGCCGCAGACUUGCUGCCUGAGGACACACCACCCGAAUUUGCCCACUUUUCUUGUAUAACUAAUUCUGAUGGCUGGGAAUAAAGGACGUGGACGUGCAGCUUAUACCUUUAAUAUUGAGGCAGUUGGAUUUGGCAGAGGUGAAAAGUUACCUGAUGUAGUAUUGAAACCACCCCCGCUAUUUCCCGAUACAGAUUAUAAACCAGUGCCACUGAAAGCAGGAGAGGGUGAAGAUUACAUGCUGGCCUUGAAACAGGAGUUGAGAGAAACUAUGAAAAGAAUGCCUUAUUAUAUAGAAACACCCGAAGAAAAACAAGAUAUUGAAAGAUAUAGUAAAAGAUAUAUGAAGGUGUACAAAGAGGAGUGGAUACCAGAUUGGAGAAGACUCCCAAGAGAAAUGAUGCCAAGGAAGAAGUGCAAAAAAGGCCCCAAAUCCGAAAAGGCGAAAGAUACAGGCAAAGGCGCUUCGCUCACUAAUACUGCAGAUGUGUUGAAAAAAAUCGAGGAAUUGGAAAAGAGAGGUGAUGGUGAAAAAUCAGAUGAGGAAAAUGAAGAGAAAGAAGGAAGCAAAGAGAAAAGUAAAGAAGGUGAUGAGGAGGAGGACGAUGAUGCUGCAGAACAAGAGGAAUAUGAUGAAGAAGAGCAAGAAGAGGAAAAUGACUACAUUAAUUCAUACUUUGAAGAUGGAGAUGAUUUUGGUGCAGACAGUGACGACAACAUGGAUGAAGCAACCUAUUAAGCUAUGAAACUUCUCCAAAUAUAUCUUUCUGCUGAUACCACUUCUGAACAUUUGGACAGCCUUGUUUUCUAUUUCUGAUAUUUUUGUUCUUGUUUUGUUGGACAAAUAUUUGCUGUCAAAAUACUCAGAACCACUUAGAGUUUACAUACUGGUUAUCUUACCCAUUAGUCUCUGAUACUGUCCCAUUUCUUUUCAACACCUCUGUCAUCUUAUGUAUUCAGAUGGAUUUUUUUGGUAUCAUUUCGAUUUCAAUGUGCCUAGAGUUUUUGCAUCUUUUAAUCUGUGUAUUCACAUUUGGACAAAUUAUUCUUGUUGAACUCGAUCUGUUGUAAAACUGUUACUAGUCAUCAUAGUGGAUUUCUGUCUUCUGAAAGUUGACUUCAUACCGCACAGAGAGCACUUUAAAAACAAAGAAACUUGAAGCUAAUUUUCUUUUACUUUUGCAUGGUACGUUCUGUGCUGCAUUGAGACUACAUAAACCUGAGCUCUUAACAAUUGCACAUUUUAAGAGAGUGGAAGUUUUGUGAUUAAAAACAGACACACACAGGAAAAUGCUGAUCUGAAUGGUAUGGGUUUCCCAGCUCACAUCUCAGCCCUUACAAAAACCUGGGGUGAAUAUUAACAAAUACUUGAAUUUGGAGCCAACUCAGUACCAUAUAUUGAUUAAUCAUCCCACUAUAAGUUUGAUAUCUUUGAAUAGUUGGGCUUAUGAAAAAUUAAGAUAUCUUAUUUUGUAUUUUACCAAAGUGUAGAGAAAGUGCUAGUCAUAUAAAUCUCAGUGCAGAAUGCACGUUUGAAAUCUGUGAGGUGUAGUUGCUGUUAUUAAAUUUCACAGGACUCCUAGUUAUCCAGCCGAUUUAUAUAACAAUGCAAAAUGCAACUCAGGUCAUUUUAAAAUUAAGAUUAAUUUUUCUUGUUUCAAUUAUAAACUGGCUCCCUUGCCUUUUUAUGUUUUGGCAGGGAAAAUACCUAAGACCCCCAGCCUCCAAAGACACACAAUUGCCAAAGAUUUUCAGUGGAAUUUGUAUUAUAUAUUUUUUAAUGAUUUAUUAGUAUUACUUUCCAAAAAGAAUAAAGAAAAUAAUUUUUCCCCUUUAGGAAGAUACUACCCAUCACCCUCUAAUCUUGAGAAUCAAAGCCGUAGAUUCUAUUUCUACCUUUGCUAUUAGACUCAACCUUGAAAAUGAGCUUGGUUAAGUUUUCUGUGCCUUAGUUUCCCCACCUGUAAACUAUUUCCUAUAAAAAUUGCUUACACACUAAACAAAAUUUGCCAUGUGUAUUCAUUGAUACCUUAACAGAAAUGAUCACUUAAUUUGGUUCUUGCCCUCUAAAAAAGAUGUGGCCUUGUAAGUGACUGAAAACAAACUUCUGGAAAACUAACAUGUUUUCCUCACAAAAUAUAUUAUAACCUGAUUUUCCCAUCUUAUAUUCUGGAGGGGAGGACUGAAGAAAAUUUAUAUUGUCUUUGACCAUUUUGUAACAUGACUUUCUCAGGAAAAACAUCACUUUCAAUUUUAAUACCUCCUCAGAUAAUUCAAGGUGGGUGUGAAGACCAUUGUUAGUUCAGUGCUAUAUCAAUCAUAUGUGCGUUACUUGUUGAAGUAAGCUUCUGGGGAAUUUUAAAUAUUUUAAAUGGAAAACAUAAAAAGUCCAUGUUAAAACAGCAAUCUGCUGGACUUAAAAUAGAAACUCAAAUCAAGUUUCUAGUUGUGAUGGGCAAAUUACAUCACUUAGGAUUGUAAAGUAAGACAUUGAUGUUUUAGUCUCUUACCUCUUUAGUCUAAUACCAUUUAAUUUAUACAAACCUGAUUUCAAUGGCUCUGUUGACUUGCUUUAAUAUAAAUCUGCAGAUAACCCUGUGAAUUGGUCAAAUGCACUAAAGAUCUAGGUAUUUUUAUUCCUAGCUCUCAAUUUUGCCUCCAGUGUUAGUCCAGCAGAUGGUAAGACAACCCAUUUGGGCAAGGACUUGCUCCCAGGAGGCCCCAGCCCCAUCUGCCUUAAGUGCAGGGUCUUCCCUCUUUGGAAGAUCUUUUUUAUAAGUUUAAAGUAGACUAAACGGUGAAGACAGGGAGUAUUUAAAGGUUGCUUUACCAGUAUGAAUCUUGUCUUUCUGGCUUAGAAUCUGAGAGACUGUGAAGUUAGUUAUUCCACAAGAAGGUAAACUUUAAUGCAGAGAGAGCCUCCUGUAUAUAAAAAAGUACUUGUUGGUGAAGUGUCUUUAAAAUUGCUAUAUUAACAGGCAAAAUUGUUUUGUUGCUUAUUUUUCUGUUUACACAUUAAAUUCUUACAAAACAAA
This is a messenger RNA of Nyctereutes procyonoides (raccoon dog), 3186 nucleotides long. RefSeq names its product RNA polymerase III subunit G (gene POLR3G). NCBI's taxonomy places the organism in Eukaryota, Metazoa, Chordata, Mammalia, Carnivora, Canidae. Gene Ontology annotation, biological process: transcription by RNA polymerase III; cell population proliferation. Bases 222 to 890 code for a protein of 222 amino acids. The record is from RefSeq and is a predicted model, not a curated record. The transcript has 9 exons. Gene Ontology annotation, cellular component: RNA polymerase III complex.